ACACGUCACUAUUUCUUAAUUCGACAUCAAGCAAAAUGAAAUACCUGUUCUCGGUGGUUGUUGCUGUGUUCGUUGGAUGUGCUGUUGCUGAAAAUUGCGUUCACAAACGUGUUACAUACAACAAAGGAGACCUUAUUCCGUUCAACGAUUGCAACAAUUGCCUCUGUGUUGGGCCUAAUAUACAAUGUGAUUUAAAGCCGUGCAAGGAAAUACCGGAAGACAAAUGUGAACUCAAUGGAAAGAAAUACAAGAAAGGAUCCCAAGUACAGUUCAACGAGUGCAACCAGUGCCACUGUGUUGGGCCUAAUCUAAAAUGUGACAUAAAGCCGUGCACUCCAAAACCUGAGGUCACGUGUCAACACAAUGGACAGAUAUACAAGACCGGCCCUGUACCGUCCGACGAUUGCCACAAAUGUUCUUGUCAGGAGGGGAAAGUAGGUUGCCUGCGUGUAUCGUGCCCGCAAAUACCCGACCCGGGUUGUGAGCACAAUGGAGUGAUAUAUAAGGAAGGGGAGAGCUUUAUGAACAAAUGCAACGUAUGUUGGUGUAACGGAAUUUAUGCUAUGUGUACUCUAAAGUUUUGUUUUGAAGACACCAAAGACUCAAAGUACCAGAUGUUGUUUGAAAAGUAACUAGCGAAUUGAACAUGCAAUAAAA
Messenger RNA from Physella acuta, 657 nucleotides. Its product is annotated as kielin/chordin-like protein. The record is from RefSeq and is a predicted model, not a curated record. Gene Ontology annotation, molecular function: peptidase inhibitor activity; protein binding. Lineage: Eukaryota; Metazoa; Mollusca; Gastropoda; Physidae.